AGGCUCUUGCCAUUUGAAGAGGAGCGAAGAAGCAGCGAAGGAAGUGCGGCGCCACUUCAGCAGAUCAACGAGUCAGGAGUCGGGAACAAAGACGGCUCUGCAGGAGGGAUGAAUAGCCUCGACGCUUCCAGGCGUUGGCCCUUACAAUGACCACUCAACCAUAUACCGACGUCUUCGAACCCCCAUGGCCGCUCUACAGGACCAGUCAAGUGCAUCCUUUGCGAGCGCUUUUGGUCGCUUUUGCGCAAUUGCGACUUCAGAAUCCGCGUGUCAAGCCGUGUACAGCAUUACUUUCCUCCAAUCUCAUUUCCUGCGCCGAGUACCUAGUGCGGAACGCACAGCGAAUCGCAUACGUCGCGAUCGCGUCUCAAGGGAGGGGCAAGGUCGCCCGACUGAUAUGCACCCGCGCGAGAACACAUGCACCCAUGAAGCAUCACGGCACAUAGAACGGAGAGGGAGCAAGGGAAGAAAGACUUUGAAUGGAUUGCAAUGUGUAUGUACUGGAAGGAAACAAAGUAAGGUCCGGUUGGGAACACAGGGGCUGUGCGCUCGCAAUCAAGCUGCUUCUGAACGCGCAGCGUUCGAUGCAGACUCGGAGCAGCAGGCAGCAGAGAGUCGAGAUGAGCAAGGUCAGUCAAGAGGUAUGUACAAUGUGUCGAGGCUGUCCGCCCAACAUAGCUUGGCAGAAGUCUCGAAGUGUGCGGUGUGCACAGUCGACGUGUGACGAUU
This is a messenger RNA of Ceraceosorus bombacis, 729 nucleotides long. NCBI's taxonomy places the organism in Eukaryota, Fungi, Basidiomycota, Exobasidiomycetes, Ceraceosorales, Ceraceosoraceae. The record is from the annotation of a GenBank genome assembly.